Molecule: messenger RNA, 2127 nt
Organism: Cucurbitaria berberidis CBS 394.84
Lineage: Eukaryota; Fungi; Ascomycota; Dothideomycetes; Pleosporales; Cucurbitariaceae
Exons: 3
Coding region: 1-2127 (708 amino acids)
Source: RefSeq, a predicted model, not a curated record
AUGGAUUCCAAAAACCAGGCCGAGGUACAUUUGGAACCCUUCUUAAUACGCGACAUUGAAACAUCGAGAGUGCGAAGGGAACGACCAAAAUGGAGAUUGGCACUAUUCCUAUUCGUCGGCUUGACCUCCGUCGUCCUUCUCAUCAACAGUAUCUUCCUGAUAUCGGCUGUCGCUACCAGAGGGACGAAUAAUGGAAAAGGCGUGCUGUACGAAGCCUCUUGCAGCAGGACCCGGAAAGCUAAUAUCGGGAUCCAUUUACUUAUCAACAUUCUAAGCUCCCUACUCCUUGGUGCCAGCAACUACUGCAUGCAAUGUCUGUCUGCCCCCUCGCGACCCGAAGUAGACGCCGCGCAUAGCAAACGAAAGUUCCUUGAUAUCGGCGUUCCGAGCCUUCAUAACAUCACCUCUUCCGCGUUCAGUUCCCGGAAGAAGAUGUGUUGGUGGAUUUUGGCGCUCUCGUCAUUUCCACUACAUCUCUGCUACAACUCGGUCGUCUUCGCAUCUAUAACGGCUCAGACGUAUGGCGUCUUCCAGUUCAACGCAACAACUAAGGCAGCUAUCGAGGACGGUUCAUAUGUCCCGAAGCGCUUGGUGUCAUUUCAGUACACAUCCGCGGAAUUGUACUCUACCGCCAUCAAAGAAAGACGCCUAGAGGAACUCGACCCCCUAGCAUGCAUCAACGCUUACAGCGCGCCAUUUCAGUCAGACCGAGGAAAUGUAUUCCUGAUUCCAGAGGAUGGGGCUGAAGUCAGAGAGGUUCAAUUUGACUACCCAAAGAUCUCGCGCAGUGGUAACUGUGCCACUGAGAUGUCAACGGAGUGGAUAUAUUCGCAAUUCCGAGGCGAAGCACGGAGUUCUUGCUUCGCACAGGAUUCACAUGUCUGGUUGCCGCGACUGCAAGCCAAUGCGUCGGACUGGAAACCUAUGGGGACCCCAAUUGCCAAAUGCUUGAGUGAGCCAGUCACGCAGCAGUGCAAGCUAAACUUUAGUAUCCAUCUGGCUGUCACCGUUAUUAUUUUCAACCUUUUGAAACUGGUCACAAUCUUGACGAGUAUCUUUGCACUCAACGACAAUCCGAUGCUUACCAUUGGAGACGCUGCGUCUUCCUUCCUUCACGAACCCGAUACCGCAACUGCCGCUAUGUGUCUUGUGUCUCAGAAGGAGAUCCAUCAGUCUAAACACUUCUGGAACGAGAGCCAGCCAGCGAGGACAUACACCGGUAUCUCACACCGUUGGUUCACUUCCGUCAAACGUGGCAAGCUCAUUACAUGUUGCAUUGCCUUAACCACAGGCGCCGUAGUGCUCGCCGCUCUCUUUGGCUGGGGCUACGCUUCUAUUGAGGGCACGAAAGACAUCCGCAGCGUGCUUAGAAUCAGUCUCGGCUCCCUCGACUCGCGGACAAUAAUACAGAGCGGAACGAGCUCAGAAGGCGUGUCAGGCAUUUUCGCAAACGUGUCCCUAGCCAACAGCCCCCAAGUCAUCAUCUCGCUCAUCUACUUUUCCUACAACGCGACCAUCACAUCUAUGCUCCUAGCGCACGAAUGGUCCGACUUCUUCAUACGCCACAAAAGCCUCCGCGUAUCCGCCAGCCGCGUCGGCGAGCAGCGUAGCAAGUAUUUCCUCCAACUCCCGUAUCGCUACGCGGUACCUUUGCUCUGCGUCUCAAUACUGCUGCACUGGCUGGCCUCGCAAAGCAUCUUCGUCGUGUCGGUGGAGCUGCAGAACAUGUAUGGUCAGCACAGCAACAGCGGGUCCUGCUUCCACUGGGCCACGCACUCGCUCUCGGAUGGCACAAAAGUAAACGCAGCAUUCUGCGGCUACGAUUUCAUGACCUGUGCAUACUCUCCGCUGGGCAUCCUCGUCUCGCUCAUUACUGCUUGUGCACUUGCACUUUCGCUUGUCGUAUUGGGUAGGAAGAAGUUGAGCCCAAUGCCAGUCGUUGGAUCGUGCAGUGUCGCGAUUGCCGCUUCCUGUCAUACAGAUGCUGGCGAACGUGCGCCGUGGGGGAAGCGGUUGAAGUGGGGUGUAACGAAUGCAGAGAAAGAAAGAGCGGGCUAUGAAAUGGGUCACUGUGGGCUCUCGAGUGCGGAGGUUGAGAGCCCUGUUCCCGGGCGCUUCUACGCGUGA